AAGUUUUAAAAUUGACACCCCGUAAAGUGUAAGCUACUUUUAUUGGUUUUCAUAAAAAAUAUGCAUAAAAUUUAAAUGAGCGCGGGUGAAUUUUUUUUCUUAAUUUUGGCAAAUCCGCCCCUGAAUUCAGAUCUAAAUCUAAAACGGUAGAAGGAUGGAUGUUAAGAAAGACGAGGUCGGCAAUGGAAAUAAGAAGAGACGGGAGGACAAAGUUAGACGCAGAGAUACAAAAGCUCCCGAUAAUGUAUUGAAGGAACUCAACGUAGCAUCAUUAACGGACCAGCAAAAGUACGACGCUUUGUAUUCAAGGUAUUCAAAUUUGUACGAGGAGUAUCGCACUUGCCAUUCGUCGCUUAGUCUUUCUGAAAAGAAAUGUGUUACGUUGCAAAAGGAGAAGAACCAGUUACAAACGGAACAAAGCAAGCUGGUGUUGGCACGUUCGCGGAUGGAAAGUCUGUGCAGGGAAUUACAGAGGCAAAACAAACUUGUAAAGGAAGAAAACAUAGCUAAAAUUCGCGAGGAAGAAGAAAGAAGAAAGGAGGUCGCGGCCAAGUUUCAAGUAACCUUAAACGAAGUAAUGGGCAUGAUGCAAGAAACGAACGAAAAAAACAUUAAAUUAAGGGAUACCAAUCUAGAUAUGGCAGUCAAAAUUGAAUCCGUAUGUAAGCAAUUUGAGCAGCGCAAAGAGCAGCAUUCGAAAAUGGAGCAACAAAUUGAGUUAGAGAAGCAACUGGCGCAGGCGCAAAUAUUGAAAGCGCAACUCGAAUAUAAUGCCGGUCAAGAAAUGUGGACGCAAGAGCGAGAGAUGCUGUUGCACAAAGUUAAAGAGAGCGAGGAAAACUGUAACCAAUUACAGCAGACUAUAAAGACCUUACAGGAGAAUCUAGAAUUUUACUCAGGAAAGUACCAAGAGUUCAAGUCAUCUAUAACCAAAAGUAAUCAAGUGUUUGACGAUUGUACUAAGCACAUUGUUGUGUUAGAGAAAGCGGUAAAAAUGUGGAAGCAUCGGUCACAGAAACACGCCGAAUCCGUGUUGGAAUUGUGCGCGAACAAGCAGGUGCAAGAAAAGAAAUUGGAUCAAUUACAAAAGCUCUGUAGGCAAUUACAAGCGGACCGUUCUUCUUAUUUAAAGUUGCUAAAGUCCAACGGAAUACAACCCACUUCUGAGACGAUAGUCGACGAUCAAAUUAUCGUACAAGCGACUAUGGAUCAAAUUUCGAAAAAUGCGAAGUAUUUGAAACAGCUUAAAGACGGUUUAAAAGUAUUGGGAGAAGAGCUUAGCAAUAUUCAGCAGGUCGGUACGGACGAUUCUGUGGAAAAUGGUAUUGACACAGACGUCACGGAGGUAGAUGGUGAGGAUGAACCCAUCGACAUUGCGAGUAUAGAAGAAGAUAUUGCGAAUAAUUCUCUCGAUGAGCACAAUUCAAUUAAUACCCUCGAAAGUAAUGUUGCUUAAGAGAGUGCGAAGAGACUUUUUUAAGUUCUAUCUGCAACGGUGGCAGUGUUGAAUCCUCACUUAGUGUUCAUCUUACUUUUUAUUUUCAGACCUUAGAUUUACAAACAUAGCUGUAGUUAGUCGAAUUAGCUGGUUGUUUUCAGGCCAAUUGGUAUUGAUGUGGAAAUUUUAAGUCCUGGCCUUGAGACGCUUUCACAAUCACGAGUAAGGUAAUGGCCUUGAGAAUGUUGUACAAACCAUUUCCAGAGGGGCCAAAUUUUCUUACUUCAAUUUGUUAUUAGUAAAGUGUUGCACAGUGUGGGGCCACUUAUAAUUUAGGCGCCCCCAUAACACAAUUUAUUACUUAGUAAAAAUUGCUAGGUUAUUGUACACUACAGGAGGAUAGGCAUUUCCGCCGUGUUCCAUACUGUCCAUGUUCACAUUGGACACCACAAACAGGAGAUUAUGAUUGAAGAAUUGUUUGGAGCAUCUAAAAGAAACCCAAAAUUCCUGUGAUAUAACCAUUUAAUUAUAAAUCAAAAAAUCUGUUGUAAAUUCAAAUGGGAAACUAAUAUCAUUUUAUACGAUAUUCUAUAGGCCUGGAACAAGCAUUAAAUUUGCACAGUUUUAUAUGUAUAAAAAUAUAACUACAAUUUAUCUCUCUUCACUUU
Photinus pyralis (common eastern firefly) is the source of this 2106-nucleotide messenger RNA. Its product is annotated as alpha-taxilin. NCBI's taxonomy places the organism in Eukaryota, Metazoa, Arthropoda, Insecta, Coleoptera, Lampyridae. Gene Ontology annotation, molecular function: syntaxin binding. The transcript has 3 exons. Bases 155 to 1456 code for a protein of 433 amino acids. The record is from RefSeq and is a predicted model, not a curated record.